AUGGUGACAGCGGGCGGCAGUAGUGGAUUGUUGCAGGGUUGGUUUGAGGAAUUGCUGAAGGAUAAGGAUGCGGCAGAUAUCACUAGUAUUGGAGAUGAUUUGAGGAAAAAUUUGGAGGAAACAUGGAAGGAAUUAAGCGAGUGGCUCGUGAGGCAGGAGUCUACGGAAAUAGGGAAUUUCUGUGCUGAUACCGUGAAGUAUCCGGGGCAUGCAUGGAAGGAGCAGUAUAUGCAAGUGUUAUGUAACGCCAUAGCCGAAAUAAAAUAUUUCAUGAGUGGAGUGGAAACCCGGCGGACGCAUGAGGGCUCAACGUCGGAUAAACCAGCAGCAGUUACAGAGCUCACUCCUGCUCAAGCUUAUGCACGCUGUGUUGUCGGCGCCGUCGCGUUUUCCACAAUAUACGGUGAUCAUUGCCACAUGGGGGAGGCCAUAAAGAAGGUCGAGGGGGAAUUUGAGGAUAAGAUAAGGGGGCAUCUGAAGGCUAAGGAUGGAAAACCGGACCGUUCGAAACAGUUGGAUGUGUGUAAGGAAAUUAACACUACCGACUUAAUAGUCGGUAAAGCACUUCUAAGCAGUACAAUCAAACAAUGGACGAAGCAGAAGAGGGAUGCGGGGGGGCCGAAGACGGGAGAUUGGAAGUUGGGGAGGCAAUGGCAUAGGUGGAAAAAUGUCUGUCCGCAGGGGAAACCGCACGAUGUAGCAAAGAACAGAGCACGGGAGGAAAAUAAGAACAUUCUAACCUCUUUUGUUAAAAUAGGUCCCCAGGACACCACUACUCCCAGUUCCACUCCUGGUCAACCGUCGGUAUCGGACGUAUUAGUAAAUGACGCCUACACGAUGUCGCCUGACACAUUGCGGGAAGCACUUUCUGCAGCAAUACAGAGUGCCAGUAAUGGUGGUGCUGGUACUGGCACUAUUGACUCCGCUGCUUUAACGAAGGCAAUAAUGGACAACGUAGAGAAGGAAUCUAAGGAAAAUAUAGCUAAAGUAUGCAUGGAAGACAGCAGCAACAGGACAUUUUGCCAACGCUUGGAAUGUGCAAAACAACAUUGGAAAUUAACUAGCACGCAAGCGCAGGGAGAUUUCUGGGAGGGUCACGUUAAGGGGAAGCUGGAAAAACUCCUCCCUGAUACGCCUACUACUACUAAUGAUGGCACUAAUGAUCAUUGUAACAACGGUGGCUUUGAUAAUGCAAAUAAAGCAGCUUGCAAACACAUUACAGAAUUUUUGAAUAAGAUGAACACAACUCAAAAUUCAAAUGGCCCUAACGAACUGUCUAAUCAAAUUAUAAAUUGUCUUUUAUUAAGUGGUUACGUUAAAAAAUUAAAAGAGGAAGCAAAAGAGAAAGGGUUUUGCAGCAUAGAUGAAGGAAUAAAGAAGGCUUUCACAACUGCUGGUAAUAGUGGUAGUGUUCCAUGCCAAUGGAAUGACGACGACUAUGAAAAAUGCUCCAUUACCACAAAUGGCACCGGCCCAACGGAGGCAGUAAAGAACAAAGUGGAUGAAUUGCUCAAGAAGAACGACCAAACUAAGGACCCCAAAAUACAAGAAACCUUGAUUGACUUCAAUAAAGAAAAUAAGUUAUGUGAAUGGGUAAAUUGUGCAGCAAAGCGGUCGGAAGAGAACAACAGUACGAGUGGACACGGGACUGGACAGGAAAAAUUCUGGACGGAAGAUGUUAAGAAAUUAUGGCAAGAAUUAGCAGGGGAAAUGACAGAGAAGGGCAAAACAGAGAACGAAGAAUGUAAUACAAUGGAUGGCAAGAGACAAGGCACUCAUUCUGAGAAGACGGCAUGCAAAUUUUUGCAUGCCGGUCUAAAACAACUGUACGAUCCGACGACGACGGCGUCAACUGGAAACGAUGGUAUCCUAUCUACGAAAUACCCAUCGUCUAGACAAGCGGUGGGUUGUUUUUUACUUCAUGCUUAUGCAAAACACAUGAAAGACAAAGCUGUUUGUGAUAUUGAUGGGGGCAUAAGCAGAGCUUUCAGUUUGUGGCAGGACCCCAGUUCUAAGGCACCUGCUACUUGCAAGGAUAAUGGCAAAACUUGCAUUCCGUGCAAAUGGGCAGAUAAUGCCCAACUGGGCGAAUGCAAAAUUAACACAAAUGGCCCAAAUGGCCCAAAUGGCAGCACAACACAAACGGAAGUAAAGAAGAAAUUGGAGAAAGUGGUAAAGGACAACGACGACAAGGACAUAAAGGACAUGGCAAAGGAAGUGAAUAAAAUGGAUUUAUGUCAACGUGUCCAAUGUGUAACGGCCCGAUGGAACAAACAUGAUAAGAAUAAAAAAAAUGGGGUCCCUCGUACUUGGGAUAAAGUGUGGAAGGCAAUCCCAGAUGAAGUAACCACCUUCGGCACUGCUCUCGCCACCGCCAUAACUACGGAGAACGGACAAUUUCAACAAUACUGCAACCAUCUCCAUGAUAAAACUGGAAGAGACGCCUGUCUCUUCAUAGCAGCAGGAUUACAGAACCUCUACAACACUGCUGAUAAUGGCGAUGCCGUUACGGCAUCGUUCCACAGAACGAUGAAAUGUGUUCUACUGAAUGCCAUAGCAGAUAAAAUGAAGGAAAAACUUCCAUGUAAAGAGGAAAGGAGUGUAACGGACGGUAUAAAUGAGGCUUUUAAUAAGAGUGCUACUAUUAAGGAGGAAAGUACCGGUUGCAAGACUAAUGAUAAGUGCUUUGAGUGUGUUAGGUAUAACAAUCUCUCAAGUUGCGACAUUGGCGAGAACAGUAAAAAGAAAAAUGUGAAGACGACAGUAGAUGAACUGCUCAAGACUGAUUCUAAUUUAAAGGACGAAUCUCUGGAAAAGGCCAUAUGUAAACCGUGUACUGGGGAAAAGAACGGGAAAUUCUGUCAAGAACUUCAGUGUGUAGCAAAGAAAUGGGGAGAAAGGAAGAAGACAGGCUCAAACGGAAACGUUACCUGGGAUGAAAUGAAGAGUGAUUUUGAAGCAGAAUUAAAGCUACUCCUGAAAGGCAUGGAGGAUAAUAAGGCCGCCGCUGCCACCUACUGCAACGGCAAUGGCAGCGCCGGCUGGGAGGAAGGCGCUUCAAGAGAAGCUAAUCAAGCUGCUUGCAAGCUUGUUGCAGCAGGGCUGCAACAUAUUUCUACCAUUAAGGUGGAAUACAACGCGUCGGGAAAGGACGAGGAGAAAAACCCUUAUGAUAACCAAGAGUUUAAACAAGUCGUUUCUUGUUUAAUGUUAAAGGCAGUUGCACAAAAAAUGAAAGAACAAAGUCCUAUUUGUUACAUAGAACCCGGCAUAAGCAAGGCAUUCGAGUUUGCAGACGCCAUUAGAGAGGAACAUUGCCAGAAUGAUAAACCUUGCAUUGUUUGCAAAUGGGACGACAAGACUAAGGACGAAAUUGACAAUUGCACCAUUCCCGGUGACAAGGUCAAUGUAAAGACCAAUUUGAACAACUUGCUGAAGACGAAAGUUAACGAAGUCAAUAACGCCCUAACGGAUAUAACUACAACAGAAGGAAAUAAAGGUCCUUUAUGCCGUCGUCUUCAAUGUUUAGCAUCAAAAGUUGAAGCACUUAAAUUACAGCCAUCCAACAACAGCAAUGCGAGCACAUUUUGGGACAAAGAAGGCGGCGAAGUCGCCGAAUUAUGGAAACAACUGUCACAAGCAAUGAACACAAAUGGGGGCAAAGACAACGGAAAUGGACAUUGUAAUAAAGUGGAUGUUAAUAGAGAUCCCACCAACCCUGAGAGGAAGGCAUGCAAUUAUUUGCAUGCCGGUUUAACAAAACUGUAUACUCCGACGGCGGCGACGUCGUCGGCGGCGUCGUUGCCGUCGGUUGGCAACGACAAAAUCUUGGAUAAGAACCCACUGUUGAAACAAACAGUGGGUUGUUUAUUACUUCACGCUUAUGCAAAACAAAUGAAAAAAGACGCCAAAUGUUUAGUGGAAUCAGGUAUAAAGAAGGCUUUCGACACUGCUGGUAAAGGUCCGAAUGGACAAUGCACGAACAGUAAUGGUUCGUGCAUUAAAUGUGAAUGGAAUGAAAACGACUAUGACAACUGCACAAUUACCACAUCCGGCGAAACCACGCAGACGCCAGUAAAGGACAUAUUAGAACAAGUUCAGCCCAAAAUUGACGUAACUGCCACUGAGACCCUAACGAAAAUAAAUGAAAUGAAUAACUUAUGCGAUUAUAUUAAAUGCGCCGCACCCAAAUGGUUCAAAAACAAAAAAGAGAUUAAUGCUAGCCCUACGCAUACUUGGUGUGACUUUUGGGAUAAGACUGUUAAGAAAACAUUGGAGGAGAUGUUCAAGAAAAUCGAGAAGAAUGGAAAGGACCAGUCCAAGACACUCACUAUUGCCACAACAUGCAAACCAUUUGGUGAUGGUAAUGAACAUAGUGUUGAAAGGAAAGCGUGUUAUCAUAUCGCGGAGGGAUUACAAUACAUAAAAGACAAAAUAAGUAAUGGUCAAGACAAGCAACUGCUCGAACGAGCAGUUGCUUGUAUUGCUCUUAAUAUGUACGCUGAUAACAUAAAAGAAAAGUCAAAAGAUUCAUGUCCUAUUGAUGAAUCUAAAAUAGAAAGAAUGUUUGAUUUUUGGAAUGCAAUUAAUAGUACUUCGUGUUCGACCUCUGGUGGUAAUGAUUGUUUUAAGUGUGAAAGGAAUAAAAAAAGUUAUGAGGGUUGCCAGCUGAGCGUCGCAGACGCUCUGGUGGCAACAUCACAAUCAAAUUGCAAUACUAACGCAACUGAUGUGAAGACUAAAAUGGAAGGUCUCCUCUUCAAGAACGAAGACAAAUCCAACACCAACACCAUUAACACCAAAAUAAAUUCCACCUUAACUACUAUCACUGAAAUGACCUCUUCUUUCUGUACUCAAGUCCAAUGCGCAGCAAAGAAAUGGGGAAAGACUAAUAAUAAAGCAAAUUCAAAUGGAUCAGUUAGUUGG
Plasmodium knowlesi strain H is the source of this 4926-nucleotide messenger RNA. Its product is annotated as SICAvar, type I (fragment). The transcript is spliced from 10 exons. The record is from RefSeq and is a predicted model, not a curated record. The annotation marks the transcript as partial. Lineage: Eukaryota; Apicomplexa; Aconoidasida; Haemosporida; Plasmodiidae.